AUGUCAAACAAAGUAUUUAUUCUGCUCAUAUUCAUCUAUGCGAAUGUUUUACCAUGUUACUUUGGACAAAAUGAUCCAUGUACAUACAAUGUAGAGGAUGCAACAGCAUGGUGUGAUGGGAAGAACCUUACAGCAGUGCCAUCAAAUCUACCAAACACCACCAGAACGCUUCAUUUGGAGAACAAUAUAAUGACUAAAAUUAACAAUGGAUCAUUCAGACAUUUACCUCUUUUGAAGAACCUUUACAUGAUGAAUAAUAGCAUCGAUAAGCUCAUACAACCCGCAUGGAAAGGAUUAAUGAAUCUUGAAACUCUAAACUUAUCAGGAAAUAGUUUUAGAAAGUUAGGAACUUACUGGUUUACUCUUCCAAUACAAAAUUUGAUAAUCGAUGAAAAUAAAGCCUUGAGUGAAAUGGAAAUGAACACAUUCACUUCACAAAUGCAAUCACUGUCAAUAAGAUUCUGUAAUAUCUCACAACUGAAUAAAGAAAUAUUUUGGACCACCAGUCGAAUUGGAACUAUAGAUUUUUCUGGCAACCCUUUACACCAUAUAGAAAGUGGAACAUUCAAGUACAUAAAUGGUCUUGAAAAUAUCAUCAUUGACCAAUGUGACCUCACCAUAGUAAAAGAUGAAUUUAAAACAAUAGACACUGUAAAGAAAAUUCAUUUGGUCAACAAUAAAAUCACCUACAUUAUUGCAACAGCAUUUGAAGGCAAUAUAGAGCUGAAUGAAGUGAAUCUAUUUGGAAAUGAACUCUCCUUAUUACCUGACGCAUUUCUUACAGCAACAUCAAUUCGGAAUAUUAACGUUUCAAAGAAUUCAAUCACGAAGUUCACCCAAUCAGAUAGUAGAAUUUUCAUCAGGUUGGCUCGCUUUGAUGGAAGUGAGAAUCCGUUUGAAUGUACUGAAGAACUUUGGUACUUUAUCCACUUUGCGAUAUCACCUAAAGGUGUUAGUGUGGUCCAAAACUGGCCUAAUGGGUAUAGGUGUGCUUUGCCUAUUGAACACAGUGGUAAAACUCUUUUGGAGUAUUCUAAUUUUACACAAGCUGAGACAACCACUGAGUAUAUAACGAUACAAGAAACGUCUGAAUCAACAGAUGCAUGGCAAACCACUCUUCACACUGAACCUCCAACUAAAAGAACAGAUACGGCAGUCACUCACGCCACAGUGGAAAUAACAGGUUGGACUGACGCAGGAUCAACAGAUAUCCUUGUGAGUGGAAGACCUGAAGCUACAACACAAGAGGAAGUUGGCCCAACUCUUGGACAUGAAGGAGAGACUUUGAACACUGCAAUGAUAGUAGGGAUAACUGUUGGAGUCUUGAUGCUCAUCCUUCUUGUCAUACUCUGCAUAUAUGUCAUCAAAAAGAAGAAAAAGGAAAAGAUUGAAUCUUCGAACAACAAUUCAACAGCCUAUAUCCAACCAAACUUACAAACGGGAUCAGAAAUGAGCCUUAAACAAACAAAUCAAUUGGACUCACACAGCGACCUACAAAACUACCCCCCAAGAAAUAAUCAUAAAAAACCAGAGGGGCCACUUUUCAAAAACUACAAACAGAUAAAAUCUCAUGAGGUUACCCCAAGAGCUGGGAUGAUUGAAAAGAGAAAGGCGAACCAAGAUGAUGUUGACACCACUAGUGAGGCUUUACCAAGAAACAAACCACAUGAGGAGAAUUUCAACCCUGUGAUGAUGGUCAGACCCGUGAGACACAACAAUGAAUUUAACAUUCCUAAUUUAGAUACCCCUGCAAGGAGGGCCAAUGCAUUAGCUCCUUUGGUGCCUUUAGACGCUCAGAAGAAACCACCAAAGAGAAAGAAGAAAAAGAAAAGACAAAAGAGAACUCAAGAAUUGGACUCGAUGAUCCAUGUCGAUGAAGUUGAGGAAAAUGGGGAAUUCAAAUUGAAAACAAUACAACCUCAAAUACACUGA
This is a messenger RNA of Owenia fusiformis, 1932 nucleotides long. Lineage: Eukaryota; Metazoa; Annelida; Polychaeta; Sabellida; Oweniidae. The record is from the annotation of a GenBank genome assembly.